AAAGUAGAUCAUAUGAUGCAAACCAUGACACAAUUGAUGCCGAUGCUUAUGAAACUGAAUACAUCCUGUCCAUCUGCUUGACACAGAUGUGGAAAGAAGAAAGUGCCGUAAAAAAGGAAGAAAAAAAGGUGUGUUGCAACAGCAAAAAAAAACAAAAAAAACACAAUGCUCCGUGAUCCGAACUCGUGUACGAACAAGAGUCAGUCAGUUUACUGGAAUAUUCACCUCCCUCAUUUAUUUUCUUCCUCAAAUGAUGAAAUCUCAAGCAGUUCAUUCGCAUUCUACCAUAAACAAAGAACGCUAGUGGUUUUUAGGCAUGUUGAAGCAUCCUUUUACUUUUAUAGAAUGAAAUUAUGGGGGAAGGUAGCUUCAACCAGACUGGAAUUUAUUUAUUUAUUUAUUUUUUAUGAUUGGACUUUUUGCCUCUUUGCGUCAUACAGACACUGCUUCACAGAGACCUUCUUUUGCAUGCCAACACUCUGGAGGAGGAGCAAGAACUACCUUGAAAUCCAGUUAGGUUUUCUCUUGGCUUCCUGUGGUCAAUGGGUUUCCCCUCACGUCACGUGACCAGCAUUUCGCAAUGGGCUUGGUUUGCUCAUCACAGAAACGGCAGUCAGAGAGAGCAACAAAGUUCAUACAAGUUGGAGAAUACGAAGAAAUACAGUGGAGUUAUGGUGGCGAAUUGAAUCGAAGAGAUCAUUUUCAGGUUUGGCAGUUUCAUGCUAGCUGAAGCCAAAUUCACAUUCUUCAGAUGAAUUUUUCUUUGGGAUCCAGUAUGAACACCACUACCGCCGUCCCCAUCUCGUCUCCUCCCAAAAACAUCUCGGCUCAAAUUGGCACCGCCAUCCUGACCCUGGCUUUCCUGCUGGGUUUCCCUGGUAACAUGUUCGUCGUUUGGUCCGUGCUCUGCCGGGUGAAAAAGCGCUCGGUGACGUGCUUGUUGGUGCUGAACCUGGCCUUGGCCGACGGCUUCGUGCUGCUCAGCGCCCCGCUGUUCAUUCGGUUCCUGACGGCAGGACGGGGCUGGGAGUUUGGCUCGCCGGCGUGCAAGCUGGUGCAUUAUCUGUCGAGCGUGAACAUGUACGUGUCCAUCUACCUGAUCAGUCUCAUGAGCAUGGACCGCUGGCUGGCCGUCACGAGGCCCUUCGUGUCUCAGAGGAUGAGGACCAAGCGCUCCCUGCUGGUCCUCCUGUUUGGGGUCUGGGUGUUGGCUUUCCUCCUGUCACUGCCAAUGCCGUUCUACCGCAGUAUUAUAAAGAUACCUAAAAACAACAUCACCAUAAACAUUUGCAUGCCGUACCACUGGGGGAGCGUGGGCCACCCGGUCUUCCAGUACCUGUUUGAGACCAUCAUGGGCUGCUUGGUUCCCUUCUCACUCAUCAGCACCUGCUACUCGUCCGUCAUAUGCAGACUGCAAAGCGCCAAGUUCCAGCGCAGAACACAAGGCAGUCGUCUCAUCCUGCUGAUCAUCGUCACCUUUGCCAUUUUCUGGCUUCCCUAUCACAUCGUCAACAUCACUGAGGUGGCUUGUUUACUGAAGAACUAUAAGUCGGGGAAAGGCUGCAGUCCCGCCGCUCGGCCCACCGUCACAGCCUUCGCCUACUUCAGCAGCGCGGUGAACCCCAUCCUCUACGUGUUCGCCGGGAGCUCCCACAUCCGCCAGGCCGGGCUCAGCUUCAUGGGCCGGCUCUUCGAGGCCACCAACUCGGAGAGCAGGACCACGUCCACCAUCGCCCGCAGCGGCCGCAGCGGCUCUUCGCCGGACGAGAGCGCCGUCCUGUACACGCUGUCGACCAAAAUCGGGAAGCCUUUCAAAGGAAAGGGCAAGGAGCGAAGCAGCAGCGUGGCGGGCAAGGAAGCUAACGAGCCAGAGCUCAAAACUCUCGCCACGGUUGAACAGAUAGAGUAGCACUCGAGCCGUUUUAUAUGUACUGCAAAGAGGAAAGUAGCUUUAAAAAAAAAAUGUAAGCCUUCUGUUUUUGAGUUUCAUUGUUUGUCGUUAAAACUGGGAAAUAUUACUGUGCCUGAACCAGCGUAAGUUAUAAUCUAUUUAAAUCUUGUUAUAAACAUUAAUGCUGUAGUGAAGUUUUUUAUGCAUUAGCAACAGGAUUUCAUGUGAAAUAGAUUUAAGAGAGCAGAAGAUUCAAACUUUGUAUGUAUAUAUUUUUAUCAGAACUGUGUACAUAAGACUGAAUUUACUUUUAUUAUUUAAGAAGAUAAACAGUUUUGAUAUUAAACUAUCAUCCCAACACCUUAUUGUAUGUAUUUAUUAUUGUAAUUUGAACAUCAUAACUUUUCUGUUGUAUAUUCUUCCAAUACUUGAGUUGAUCUUGCAUAUUUUAUAAAGGGGAAAAAAAGGGAAAGCUACAUGCUUUAUUGAUUUUAAAUGCAUUUAAAUAGUAAUAAUACUAAUAAAUAUGUGUCAAGUUUUUUUUUUUGGAUGACUUUCUGGAUUUUUUACACCUUACAAUGUAUUUACGUAUCUAUAUUUGUAAGAGUCCGAUUGAUACACGAUGUUCAUACUGACGGAUGUUCUGCAACACAAACAGAACAUUGCACAAGAAACGUUUCGCCAAUCAUCCUUCCUGUAAUCGUUUUGAUGCAUCGCUCUUCCCUCCAUUUCUCAACACAAGUGAAAUGUUCUUUUUGCUUACACCUUGUGGUUAAACUCGUUAAGGUUCAGAGCUGCUGUCAGACUGUGGUGGACUUGUUGACAUAGAUAUAAAACUGGAGCAACUUCACAGGAAACAUGAGUCACAUUCAUGAAGCGGUCUCAAAAACACGACUCAUUUCAAGUGUUGAUUAGUUGUUAAAGGUUAGAUAUACAUCUGACACACAAAAAUGAAGAAAAAAAAAUGAUUUAUGGUAUCUCAUCUCAUCAGUCAUGCUUGUUGAUGACAAAGAAAGUAGGAAUAUUUUUGCUUCCGGGGGUUACCAGUUCAGACGUGCACCUCGUCAGCUGACGAUUGGAAACCUUUCCAAAGAAACCUACAUUCAUGACUUAUCAGCUUUUUUUUUUUAUUAGAAGGCUGCCUUUAGUUUAAUUUGUCAAAAAUAUCUCUAUUUUCAAUUUAUUUCUGAUUAUGCUUUGAAGAUUUUAAAAUCAUGUAUUCUUUGUCUGUUAGAAUGUUAAGAUCCCGAGUUGUUUUGAUGUUUGUUUAUUCUGUAUUCCUUAGUUUCCUUUUUAUUAGACAAAUCUUUUUUCUGUUUUAUUUUAGUCCAAUUCUUCCUUAGUGAUUAGUUUACUAUGCUUAUUUUUAUGUUUAGCUAUACUUUGUUCUUCUUCUUAGGUCUAGUUAUUCUUUAGUUUUAGAUUGAUUUCUUAGUCCCUUGAAUCUGUCUCUCUCCCCUCAAACCUGCAACUCAUUUCUAAUCAUCCGUCUGUUCAUUGUUCAGUUACUCAUUCUCAGUUCCUCCUUGCUGGAUCCUCCUGUCUAGUACUGUUAUAUCACAUUAAACCUUGUCAUCUACCUGCUGA
Poecilia latipinna (sailfin molly) is the source of this 3478-nucleotide messenger RNA. It is a transcript of the gene ltb4r, whose product is annotated as leukotriene B4 receptor. Gene Ontology annotation, molecular function: complement receptor activity; leukotriene receptor activity. Gene Ontology annotation, cellular component: plasma membrane. Bases 752 to 1909 code for a protein of 385 amino acids. The transcript has 4 exons. Gene Ontology annotation, biological process: positive regulation of cytosolic calcium ion concentration; inflammatory response; phospholipase C-activating G protein-coupled receptor signaling pathway. Lineage: Eukaryota; Metazoa; Chordata; Actinopteri; Cyprinodontiformes; Poeciliidae. The record is from RefSeq and is a predicted model, not a curated record.